GCACUUCCAAAAGAUCACGGCCUCACCAUAGGGGACAAGGUGCUAGUAUACAGGGCGUCCCAAGAGCACUCCCGGAGUAACAAACUAGACCCGAAAUGGGUAGGCCCAUUUUACAUCCAUGAGAUCCGACCAAAGGCCGUUUACCGCUUACGUACACUAGAUGGGAAAGUCUGGAAGAAACCGAUCAACCGGCGGUUACUAAAAAAAUACAUGGAACAU
Molecule: messenger RNA, 219 nt
Organism: Acaulospora morrowiae
Lineage: Eukaryota; Fungi; Glomeromycota; Glomeromycetes; Diversisporales; Acaulosporaceae
Source: the annotation of a GenBank genome assembly